CCUCGGCAGCGUGUCCUCCCUUCCCCCGGAACCGGCCGCCGAGCAACAUGGCGCCGCAGCGCCCUCAGUAAACAUGGUGCCCGCUCCGCUCCUUCCUCCUUCCCCCCCGGUCACGGGACCUCGGCGGCUGCGCCGCCCGCUCCGCGAUGGCGGCUCCCUGCGCGGUGUGGCUCGGGGACCCGGUGGAGCGGGUGCCGUGCCCCUACGACGUCCAUCACCGCGUCCCCCGGGCGUCGCUGGAGAGGCAUGCCGCGUCCUGCCGGCUCCGUAAGAUGGGAUACUCCGCCGAGGAGGAGGCGGAGAUGUACGACUCCAGCUUUUUCUACGAAAACCUGAAGGUUCCCAGCGUGGCCAUGGAUAAAGAUCUACAGUUUCACAUCGUUAAGCAAGCUAGAGCUCAAAGUGUGAAAGAAGGUACGGGCUACAGCGAAGGAUCGUACUCAUUACUGCCUGUAGAAGUUCCUCAAAAUCACAAGCGUUUCACCUGUGACCUGACUCAAGCUGAUCGCCUUGCUCUUUAUGAUUACGUUGUUGAGGAAACAAAGAAACAGAGGUCUAGAUCCCAAAUCACGGAAAAUGACAGUGAUCUCUUUGUGGAUUUAGCAGCAAAAAUCACCCAAGAUGAUAGUCAGAAAGGUCCGAAGUCCCAUCUUGAAAUUCUGGCUGAAAUGCGAGACUACAAAAGGCGGCGGCAGUCAUACAGGGCUAAGAAUGUUCAUAUAACAAAGAAGUCUUACACUGAGGUGAUUCGGGAUGUGAUUGGUGUGCAUAUGGAAGAACUCAGCAAUCACUGGCAGGAGGAAAAUAGGUUGGAUAAUGCAGAGAUAUGUGAAGGAGGAAAGUCAAAAUCUUCAGGAAGAAAGGAAGACAGGCGGUCAGCUUCAGUGGACUCACGGCAGUCUGCAGGAAGCUGUAAGGAUACUGAACGCACCAGACACAGGAGAGAGACCAGCAGGAGUCCAAAUAAACGAAAAAGGAGUCGUGAAAGAGGCAAAGACAGAGAUUCUCGGAGAAAAAGAGAAAGGGAUGAAGACAAGUAUCACAGCCACAAAAGAAGAAAGUAGAAACAAGAACCUGAUUAUUUUGUUUGUCAGCUAUUCAAAAAAAGACUUGCACAGGAGCUGCCAUUACUGCUGUUGUGCCAGGGAGAGUAACACCGUGUGCAAAAUAUUGGUGUCGCAUCAGAGCUGUGCUUGGAGACAGAAAUGAAAUAGUGUUGAGAUUUGUCAGGAUGGAAGCUGUAUAUAUCAGAGAACGUGUACAUCUGUAACAUUAGUGCAUCUGUUAAUAAAUUAUAUUGAUCUCUCUCA
Molecule: messenger RNA, 1310 nt
Organism: Chroicocephalus ridibundus (black-headed gull)
Lineage: Eukaryota; Metazoa; Chordata; Aves; Charadriiformes; Laridae
Gene: SNRNP48
Product: small nuclear ribonucleoprotein U11/U12 subunit 48
Exons: 9
Coding region: 147-1064 (305 amino acids)
Source: RefSeq, a predicted model, not a curated record